AUGUUAUCUACAGUUGAUUUAAGUUAUCCUUCAUUAUUUAAUGGAACUUAUUACAAGCCAGAACAAAACUAUACCAUUUCUUAUCCAGAAAUGGUAAGAAAUUUACGUAAAUCUGGUAAUAGAACUCCAAUUGAUACUGCUUUGGCCAUCUUUGCUGAAUUGGAUAAAAACCAUUUUGGUUAUAUUACAACUCCUGCCCAAUUAUUUAAAUUAAGAAAGAAUACUUUGGAAUCAUUUGGUUAUCCUGACCUUAAUUUAAAGGUUCAAGUUUAUCUUGAUAACUUUUUAAGACCAUUCUCUUAUGAACAAUUCUCUAGCAAGGAUCAAUCCAUCCACUAUGAAGAUGCUGUUCAUAUUUUUACAAGAUAUGGUUCCCCAAAUCCAAUGAUGCAAGCCGAUCUAUUAUUUGCUCUCUGUGACAGGGACAAGAAAGAAUUUGUUACCCUCAAUCAACUUGAACAAAGAAGAUUGUUCUGGGGAGAGCGUCAUGGUGCUAAUCGUUUCAAUUCCUUUUAA
Molecule: messenger RNA, 516 nt
Organism: Cavenderia fasciculata
Lineage: Eukaryota; Evosea; Eumycetozoa; Acytosteliales; Cavenderiaceae
Exons: 3
Coding region: 1-516 (171 amino acids)
Source: RefSeq, a predicted model, not a curated record